Messenger RNA from Dichotomopilus funicola, 1788 nucleotides. RefSeq lists its product as uncharacterized. The transcript has a single exon. NCBI's taxonomy places the organism in Eukaryota, Fungi, Ascomycota, Sordariomycetes, Sordariales, Chaetomiaceae. The annotation marks the transcript as partial. The record is from RefSeq and is a predicted model, not a curated record. Gene Ontology annotation, molecular function: ubiquitin binding.
AUGGCUUCACGACUGCCCGCAUUCGCACUAUUUCCCAUAUCGACAUGGCGGGACCAACUCCCACCCGAUGAAUGGACCGCUUGUCUUGGUGCCUGGCAGGCUCUUCUUGACAGCCACCUCUCACUAUCUGACUCCGAGUUUACGACCGUUUCAAGCAAGGAUGAUAGCUUACCAGGCUUUCUCACGAGCUUUACUCGGGAAGUUGCGUUAGGAGGUAUCGCCAUUUUAGGACCAUCCCAAGCUGCCAAAAGGCUGUUAAAAACGACAUUCGAAGUCACUACCAGGUUACUUCAGUCGCCGUCGGUGCCUAGCGAAUUAUUGCAGUGGGAGUUGGCAGCAGAUCUGAGCAGGUUAUAUGGCCACAACAAGGUCUUGCCGGUACUCGACGGUCUACCUGCUUCUUCCAAAACCGGUCUGGACUCGUCUUUGGCUGCUCUCAAAAAGUUCCUGAUCAAAAACCUCGACGCCGGUCUUGAUGGCGGGGAUCUCAAAGGCAUUGAAGAACGUUUAGAACGCGUAAACGACUUGAUUCGUGUUUCGCCCCCUGUUGCCGAGUUCUUUCUAGCCGGGAGCGACUUCGUGGACGGUUUAAUCAGCUGCUAUAAGAUUACGAAUCCCCCGCUCCGGAAGGUCCUGAUUGCUACGACGUACCUCUGCCUCACGGGGCUGGCGGAAGGCCAGAAACUGUCGUCCUUGACCGACCAGCUUUACUCUCUUAAAGCGGCUGCGGAAACACACAGGACCGGUCCACUUAACGUCAACGACUCUCUCGUUGCCGAGCUCGUCACAUCCACACCAUUACUCCAAAGGUUACAACGCCGACUCGAGCAGACCCCGGGCACCUCAACCCGGGCUAAGACUGUUCUCACCCAGCUCGGUACCUUCAAGAAAGCAGGCAGCGGCAUCACCAAGCCCAAGCGUUUGAUCAAGCGCAAAGUCGACAAAGGCAAAGGCCUCGCCGAAUUCGACGACGCCCAAGUCCAACAAGAAAUCCAUAUCCACCGCAUGAGCCAAAUCUCCCAAGUCCAAGACCUCUUCCCAGACCUCGGCACGGGAUUCAUCGCCAAGCUGCUCGACGAAUACUCCGACUCCCCUGAAAUCGUCAUCUCCCACCUCCUCGACGAUUCCCUGCCACAACACCUCCAAACCGCCGACCGCACCGAAGACCUCUCUCCUUCGCAACCCACUCCACAACCCCGCCGAUCCUCCCUCAUCCCACGCCCCACGCCUCCCCUUCACCCAGCCACCAACCUCACCGAAGACGACUCAGAUGACGCCAUCCUCAACGCCCCCCUCGGGAGUCUACACAUCGGCAAACGCCCCGGCAACGCCGACACCUUACUGGCCGCCCCCAAACCCGCCUCCCACAAAGCCGCCGUGCUCUCCGCCCUGGCCGCCUUCGACUCCGACGACGACGAACGCGACGAUACCUAUGACGCGGCUGAUGUUGGGGGGACGGUACCCGCCGGUCCUGGUGCAGACGACGAUGUCGGCAGUGCGACUACAACUGGAACAUUGUCCGAUACAGCGGAGGGUAUCCUCUUCCGCACAUGGCUAGCGGCGACAGAUCCGGGGAAGAGGGUAUUUGCGCGGGAGAAUGAAGUGCGCAAGGGGGUUGAGAGGGCGAGGUUGCGUGCUGAGACGGGGUUGACGGAUGAGGUUAUUGAAGGGUGGGCUGUGAUGGUGGGGAGGGAUGCGGGGAUGCGGAGGAGGUUGAUGGCGCGGUUUGGGGAGUGGGCGGGGCAGCAGGCUGAGGUGGUUAGUACGGCAUGGAGGGCGGGGGGGGAU